GAGAAUGACCGUUUCGGAGCAACUUCGCAAUGAUUUGGAAGACGCUGCCAACCGCAUGCGUAUUUCCUCGAUCGAGAUGACUUGCGCAAGCAAAAGUGGACAUCCCACGUCUUCUACGUCUGCUGCCGAGAUUAUGUCAACUCUGUUCUUCUCGGAGAUGAAGUACGAUGUCGCAGAGCCAAAAUCAGCAUCUGCCGAUCGUUUUGUUCUCUCCAAGGGACACGCUUGCCCAAUUCUCUACGCUGCGUGGGAAGAGGCCGGUCUUCUGAGCCAUGAGCAAGUGCUCUCUCUCCGCAAAAUCGACUCGGACAUCGAAGGACACCCCACUCCUCGCUUGAACUUCAUCGAUGUUGCUACAGGAUCUCUCGGACAAGGACUUGGAGUUGCCACUGGCAUGGCUUACGUCGGAAAGUACAUUGACAAAGCCAGCUACCGCGUCUUCUGCCUUCUCGGAGAUGGUGAAUCUGCUGAAGGAUCUGUCUGGGAAGCUGCUGCUUUUGCUUCAAUCUACAAGCUCGACAAUCUCGUUGCUAUUGUCGAUGUCAACAGACUGGGACAAAGUCAAGCCACUUCUCUUGGACAUGACGUAGAGACCUACAAAGCUCGCUUUGCCGCUUUCGGAUUCAAUGCCAUUAUUGUCAACGGACACAAUGUUGAUGAGCUCUUGGCCGCAUAUGAGACUGCUCGUUCCACCAAGGGAAAGCCAACCGCCAUCAUCGCCAAGACUUUGAAGGGAAAAGGAAUCGAAGGAAUUGAAAACGAGGACAAUUGGCAUGGAAAGCCAGUCCCAGAGGGAACAGUCAAUGCCAUCAAGGCUAGAUUCCACGGAAGCCAAAAGGGAAAGCUCGUUGCUCAAAAGCCAAUCAAUGACGCCCCUGCUAUUGAUCUCCAUGUUGGAUCCAUCAAAAUGGCUGCCCCAGAAUACAAGAAGGGAGACAAGGUCGCCACAAGAGCCGCUUACGGAACUGCACUUGCUAAGCUUGGAGAUGCUAGUCCACGUGUCAUUGGUCUUGAUGGAGAUACCAAGAACUCUACUUUCUCUGACAAACUUCUUAAGAAGCACCCAGAUCAAUUCAUUGAGUGCUUCAUUGCCGAACAGAAUCUUGUCGGUGUAGCUGUGGGAGCGCAAUGCCGUGACCGCACAAUUCCAUUCACCAGCACAUUCGCUGCAUUCUUCACCCGAGCCACUGAUCAGAUCCGUAUGGCCGCUGUUUCAUUUGCUAAUCUCAAAUGCGUUGGAUCUCACGUCGGAGUCUCAAUUGGAGAAGAUGGACCAAGUCAAAUGGCUCUCGAAGAUCUUGCAAUUUUCCGUACUAUCCCAGGAGCAACUGUUUUCUACCCAACCGACGCCGUGUCUGCUGAAAGAGCAACAGAGUUGGCUGCCAACACAAAAGGAGUUGUUUUCAUUCGUACCGGCCGCCCCGCACUUCCAGUUCUCUACGACAAUGAAGAGCCAUUCCACAUUGGACAAGCCAAGGUUGUGAAGCAGUCAGCCCAAGAUAAAAUUGUUCUUGUCGGAUCGGGAGUCACUUUGUACGAGUCAUUGAAGGCCGCUGAGGAGUUGGAGAAAGAAGGAAUUCACGCCACUGUUAUCGAUCCAUUCACCAUCAAGCCACUGGAUGGAAAGACCAUCGCCGAGCACGCUCUGAAAGUUGGAGGACGAGUUGUUACUACCGAAGACCACUACGCAGCUGGAGGAAUAGGAGAAGCUGUUUCCGCUGCUCUCGCUGAUUAUCCAACGAUUCGUGUCAGAUCAUUGAAUGUCAAGGAAGUUCCACGCUCCGGACCACCAGAUGCUCUCGUGGACAUGUACGGAAUCUCUGCUCGUCACAUCGUUGCCGCCGUCAAGAACUUCCAAUAAUGUAUUUUUAAUGCCUCGUAUUAUAGUAUUAUAUAGCUUUCCUUUAUGUUUACU
Molecule: messenger RNA, 1915 nt
Organism: Caenorhabditis elegans
Lineage: Eukaryota; Metazoa; Nematoda; Chromadorea; Rhabditida; Rhabditidae
Gene: tkt-1
Product: transketolase
Exons: 4
Coding region: 5-1861 (618 amino acids)
Cellular component (GO): mitochondrion
Molecular function (GO): transketolase or transaldolase activity; transketolase activity
Source: RefSeq, marked reviewed